Molecule: messenger RNA, 948 nt
Organism: Notothenia coriiceps (black rockcod)
Lineage: Eukaryota; Metazoa; Chordata; Actinopteri; Perciformes; Nototheniidae
Product: zona pellucida sperm-binding protein 3-like
Exons: 8
Coding region: 324-719 (131 amino acids)
Biological process (GO): positive regulation of acrosome reaction; egg coat formation; binding of sperm to zona pellucida
Cellular component (GO): extracellular matrix
Molecular function (GO): acrosin binding
Source: RefSeq, a predicted model, not a curated record
GAUACCAAAGACCAUUACUACUUCCUUACCUUCUGACGGAUAGCUGUGGAUUCAAGACAGAGAAUAAUGCAGAUUUCCGGGUGAUCAGCAAUGUGGCCAACUACCAGCCAAACACUGGUUUUAAGAGAUAUGCCAUUUACCAUUCCUGUGCAUUGUACAUUUCCAAGAUUGUUUCCUCCUAUAAAGUUGGCUUCUACCCUGAAGUGAAGGGAGUCACUGUUUUAAAAGAACUCUCACCAAAGAGCAGCUUCACCCUUACUCCUCAAGAUGCAUCUGGCAAUGACAUCACUGUCACCAAAUCUUUACUGUACCUUGGUCAGCAAAUGUACUUUGAGGCCAAGAAACCUGAGCAGGCUGCUGCACGCACUGGAGCGAUGAGGAUGUACAUCAACAAGUGCUUCAUGACUGCUUCCCAAGACUAUACCUCAACACCUAAAUAUACAGUCAUUGACAACUUUGGCUGCAUGAUUGAUAGCAAGGCGUCGCUGCAAUCAAAGUUCAUCACUGGUACUUCAAAGACGUCCCAGAAAUUCGGCAUGAGUGCCUUGAUCUUCAAGGACAAGGUUUCCACUUCAUCUGCAUCACAGGAAAUGUACAUGCACUGUCACAUCUCAAUGGGGGCUGUGACUCCAACUGCAAAGUCAAAGGCUUGCAACUAUGACAAAGCUACCAAGAAGUGGAAGGAGCUGUAUGACGAUGACUGUGUGCACCUGCUGUGAAACCACCUGCUCCUCUGCAAGUCCUAAGAAGACUACCAGGAAUAUGGUCUCCAGUCACUCUUGGAAGGUGGACCUGAACAAGAGGGACGGAAAGGUGGACGUUCACCCCCAGAUGAAGUUCUUGGAUGCUGACACUUUCACUUUGGAGGACCCCAACAAAGACUUCCUGCAGCACUGGAACAUGACUAUUAAAACAAAUAUGUGAUGUUAAAAUAAUCAGACUUUUAAA